This is a messenger RNA of Psilocybe cubensis, 1047 nucleotides long. RefSeq lists its product as uncharacterized. Gene Ontology annotation, molecular function: oxidoreductase activity, acting on the CH-OH group of donors, NAD or NADP as acceptor. The transcript is spliced from 8 exons. Lineage: Eukaryota; Fungi; Basidiomycota; Agaricomycetes; Agaricales; Agrocybaceae. The coding region runs from base 1 to 1047 and encodes 348 amino acids. The record is from RefSeq and is a predicted model, not a curated record.
AUGCCCAUCAUUCUACCCAACGGAAACGCACGAGUCCUUGUUACAGGAGCCAACGGAUAUGUCGCAGCCUGGGUUGUUCGCUCGCUUCUUGAUCAAGGGUACAUCGUUCGGGGCACAGUUCGAUCUCAAAAUAAAGGCGAGCAGCUGAAGAAGGUCUUCGAAUCAGAUGGGGAUAGAUUCGAGUAUGUCAUUGUGGAUGAUUUUACUAAGGAAGGAAUCUUCGACGAAAUAGUAAAAGAUGUCGACGCGAUCGAACAUGUUGCCUCCCCAGUUACCGAAAGUAACACUGAUACCUACGAGGACCCUCAAAUCUACAUAGGACCUGCUGUAAAGGGUACCAUAAGCAUCCUAAAGAGCGCUUUCGAAUAUGGGACAAACGUAAAGCGUGUUGUGGUUACGUCCUCACUAGCAGCUAUUCUUCGCCCCCUGGACUCUCCUACUGCUCUGGAUGAAAGAGAUUGGGGUGACGAAUGGGUUAAGUUGAUCGAAGAACAAGGAAAACAGGCUCCAAGUGUGUAUAAAUACUUUUGCUCGAAAGUGCUUUCUGAGCGAGCUGCUUGGGAGUUUUACAACACCCAUAAAGCGGAAUUACAAUGGGACCUUGUUGUGAUCAAUCCAUCUCAUCCCCCACUACUAGACUUCAAAGCUGUGUCAGAAGUAACGCGCUCUGUAGAGCUAUGGUACGAAUACAUGGCCAAGGAGCAGCCGGAUGAGAUCCUUCGGAGUAGUUAUAACUACAUCGAUGUCCGCGAUCUCGCCAACGCUCAUGUUAAAUCUCUGAAAAGAGAAGCGGCUGGAGGAGAGCGAAUCAUCGUGUCAGGAGGACGUUCAACCUGGCAGGAAACACGUAACGUACUCUAUGCCUCCAAGCCUCAGUACUACGCUUCAGGAGGACUUCUCCCUGGAAAGCCCGAUAUACAGCCAGAAAUCAGGGCCAUUUUCAACACCGAAAAAGCACAGAGAAUCCUUGAUAUUCCUUACAAGAGUCUUGAGGAGACCACACUCGACACAUUGGCAGCAUUUGAAACAAGAGGACUGGUAGUUUAG